AGAUUUAACACAAGCAAAUUUUCAAACCAUGGCUGAUUUGCAAGAAAAUCUUAUACUUCUCCUUAUCUGGCUAGCCUCUAUCAUUUUGGUCGGAACCUUCCUUACCAAAACUAAGACCAAAGUUCGCCUUCCACCGAGCCCACGAGCGCUACCGAUCAUUGGACACCUCCACCUCCUUAACCGAAUCCCUCACCAAGCUUUUCACAAGCUUUCGAACCAAUAUGGACCUUUAAUAUACCUACUCUUUGGCUCCAAACGUUGUGUGAUUGUUUCCUCGCCGGAAAUAGCAAGAGAAUUCCUAAAAACCUAUGAAACUAGUUUCUUGGACCGCCCCAAAAUGUCUAACGCAGACUACCUUUCAUAUGGCACAGCGGAUUUCGCUUUGGCACCCUAUGGACCCCACUGGAAGUUCAUGAAAAAGCUUUGCAUGACCGAACUUCUAGGCGGUCAAACACUUGAGCAUCACUUACCGGUCAGGUGUGACGAACUAAAGCGGUUUCUGCAUCUAUUAUAUAAAAAAGCGAAGGCCAAUGAGGCAGUUGAAGUAGGAGCAGAGCUUAUAACAUUAACGAAUAACAUGAUAUCAAGGAUGGCACUAAGAAAAAGGUUUUCGGAAAAUGAAGACGAUGCUGACAAAGUGAGGAAGAUAGUGAAAGAAAUGUGUGAGCUUGCUGGUAAGGGUAAUGUGUCGGAAAUGAUAUGGUUUUGCAAGAAUUUGGAUUUGCAAGGAUUUGGGAAAAGGCUUAAGGAUGUUCGCGAUAGAUAUGACACUAUGAUGGAGAAGAUAAUGAAGGAACACGAAGAGGCAAGGAAGAAGGAGAUGGGUGAUGGAAUAAAAGAUGUACUUGAUAUUUUACUUGAUAUAUACGAAGAUGAAAACUCAGAGAUCAGAAUGACCAGAGAAAACAUCAAGGCCUUCAUUAUGAAUAUGUUUGGAGCUGGGACAGACACAUCAGCUGUGACAACAGAAUGGGGACUAUCAGAGCUAAUUAAUCACCCAAAAGUGAUGGCUAAAGCAAGGCAGGAGAUUGAUAUGGUUAUUGGGAAAAACAAAAUUAUAGAGGAGUCGGAUAUAGUUAAACUUCCCUACAUGCAGGCUAUAGUGAAAGAAAUACUGAGGCUUCACCCAACUGGCCCCUUAAUUGCGAGGGAGUGUACUGAAGAUUGUAACAUUGCUGGCUAUGAUAUUCCAGCAAAAACCCGGGUUUAUGUAAAUGUGUGGGCUAUUGGAAGGGACUCAAACCACUGGGAGAAUCCACUUGAGUUCUCACCGGAGAGGUUUCUUAUUGAAGAGGGUAGUGGGAAUAGCCAAUUGGAUGUGAGGGGGCAACACUUCCAUUUUAUACCAUUUGGGAGUGGAAGAAGAAGUUGUCCUGGUGCAACGCUAGCAUUGAAGGUUGUUCAUACCACACUGGCUGCAAUGAUUCAGUGCUUUGAAUGGAAAGUUGGGGAUGGAGGAGAUGGUACUGUGGACAUGGAAGAGGGACCUGGGAUAACCCUUCCUCGGGCUCAUCCUCUAGUUUGUGUCCCUGUGGCUAGGCUCAAACAAUUUCCACCAAUUUGAUUUAUAAUUGUGGAUGCAGCUUCUAAUAAUAAUUUGGUUCAAGUUUGCAAGGCCUAGGCUGCACUUAAUAAUGAUUUUUAAUCGUUUCUUCGUGUGAGAGUAAAAUGUUAUGUCGUUGACUGUCAAAUACUCCAAUGUGCCAUCAGUAUUUCAGUUAUAGCAAGCCAGAUUCGAGGCCUGCACAUAACAAUAAAGCAUAGUUUUGUGUGUGUGUGUGUAAUGCUAGUUAGAGAGAAUAAUCUACCUAGUAAUGGUACCAUUCAAAAUGGAUUUGUUCUGCAUUUUGAAUUUCCAAAUCUUAUGAUGAACAAUGUAAGUUUCAUAAUUUCAUGGAAGGACAGUCCAAUUAUCCUCUUA
This is a messenger RNA of Quercus robur (English oak), 1921 nucleotides long. RefSeq names its product 3,9-dihydroxypterocarpan 6A-monooxygenase-like. NCBI's taxonomy places the organism in Eukaryota, Viridiplantae, Streptophyta, Magnoliopsida, Fagales, Fagaceae. Gene Ontology annotation, molecular function: heme binding; iron ion binding; oxidoreductase activity, acting on paired donors, with incorporation or reduction of molecular oxygen, NAD(P)H as one donor, and incorporation of one atom of oxygen. Gene Ontology annotation, cellular component: membrane. The transcript has 2 exons. The record is from RefSeq and is a predicted model, not a curated record. The coding region runs from base 29 to 1564 and encodes 511 amino acids.